Scylla paramamosain (green mud crab) is the source of this 1646-nucleotide messenger RNA. RefSeq lists its product as uncharacterized. NCBI's taxonomy places the organism in Eukaryota, Metazoa, Arthropoda, Malacostraca, Decapoda, Portunidae. The record is from RefSeq and is a predicted model, not a curated record. Bases 207 to 1025 code for a protein of 272 amino acids. Gene Ontology annotation, cellular component: extracellular region. The transcript is spliced from 3 exons. Gene Ontology annotation, molecular function: chitin binding.
ACGUGUGUUUGUGCGUGUGUCGUUACCCGUGCUCGCUUUUACCUAGCGUCGCACGGUAUAUAAGACAGGUGCGUUGUGUCACGGAGCACCACUUCUUCCCUCACUGCUCCACUGAGAGGACCACUCCUGCAACUCAUCUGCUCACUGCUUCACUUGUGCACACCUGCCGCUGCUGCAAGAUACUUCACUCUUCACUCUAGAGCAAGAUGGGUUGUGCUCCGCGCCGAGUUGUGGUCCUGGUCCUCCUCCUUGGGCUGACAAACGCCACCUACCUUAACGGAGGAGGAAACGGAGGAGGAGGAAACAGGGGAUACGGAGGCAACGGAGGAGGAGGAGGAGGAGGAGGAGGAGGCUACGGAGGAAACGGAGGCGGAUACGGAGGAAACGGCGGAGGAGGAAACGGCUACGGAGGGAACGGCGGCUAUGGAGGAAACGGAGGAGGCAACGGAGGUAAUGGAGGUAACGGAGGAGGCAACGGGGACCUGGGCACGGCUAUCGGAGGAGGAGGAGAGCCUGGAGUCGACUACCCAAUCCUUGCUACUGUUCCCGACACUGGCUUCUCUUGUGACGGUCGAGUACCUGGGUAUUACGCCGACACCGCUGCUGAAGCUGGCUGUCAGGUCUUCCACAUCUGUCAGUUCGACGGGCGCCAAGACUCCUUCCUCUGCCCCAACGGAACAAUCUUCAACCAGCAGUACUUCGUGUGUGACUGGUGGUACAACUUCGACUGCGCCACCGCCGAGCAAUUCUACGAGCUGAACUCAAACAUCGGGGUCACUAACGGCGGCAACGGAGGCAACGGAGGCAACGGCGGCAAUGGUGGUGGAUAUGGCGGCAACGGUGGAUAUGGUAAUGGCGGUAACGGUGGUGGAUAUGGCGGAGGCAACGGAGGGUAUGGCGGCAGGACUAACUUAGGCAACGGCGGCGGCGGCAACGGAGGCUACGGCAACGGCAACGGCAACGGCAACGGCAACGGCAACGGCAACGGGCAGCCAUCAGGACUUUACCAAACGCCAGGGAAAUAAGGUGCACAGGCGAACGAACACGCAAACGUACUCUAAGGUAGAACGAACGGACACGGAAGAGCAAAUAACAACAAAAUGAAGAAGAGAGAAGAAACAAGGUAAUAAUUAACUGAUAAAUUAAAAUAAUAGAAGAAAAAAGUCACAAGAAAAAAAAAAACCGCUGCAUAUUGAUUUUUAAAUAAGUGGCUGUUUUUUUCAUUUUUAUUAAUACUUUAAUUGGAUUCUGAUUUAAUUUUCAUUGUUGUUUUUGUUGCUUUUGUUUUACGGUGUCAACGAUGUGAGAGAGAGCGCACGCAAACACGAGUACUUUAUUUAAUUAAAGGGAGAAUUAUACAUAUAUAGUAUUUAUAGGACUGCUACUGUGUAAAUAGCUUUUUUUUUUUUACUGUUGAUCUCUCUCUCUCUCUCUCUCUCUCUCUCUCUCUCUCUCUCUCUCUCUCUCUCUCUCUCUCUCUCUCUCUCUCUCUCUCUCUCUCUCUCUCUCUCUCUCUCUCUCUCUCUCUGCUUCGAUAGAUAGAGGGUACAAGCUCUUCGGACUAUUUCUGUGCCAUAAGAUAGAUCAGAACAGAACUCACGCUACGCUGUAUUACUACAAAGCAAAUAAAAGAUACAGUAUUUCAA